Molecule: messenger RNA, 5689 nt
Organism: Rhinolophus ferrumequinum (greater horseshoe bat)
Lineage: Eukaryota; Metazoa; Chordata; Mammalia; Chiroptera; Rhinolophidae
Gene: GRIP2
Product: glutamate receptor interacting protein 2
Exons: 24
Coding region: 67-3204 (1045 amino acids)
Biological process (GO): neurotransmitter receptor transport, endosome to postsynaptic membrane
Molecular function (GO): protein binding
Source: RefSeq, a predicted model, not a curated record
CCACGAGCACCUGGACUGUUGGCAGAUCUCAUCCCUGGCCCUGGGCCCCAACGGCAGGAGGGGGCGAUGCUGGCUGUGUCGCUCAAGUGGCGGCUGGGCGUGGUGAGGCGGCGGCCCAAAGACGAUGGGCCUUACUCCAAAGGAGGCAAGGAUGCAGGAGGAGCCGAUAUGGCCCUGAUGUGCCGCAGACAGAGCAUCCCAGAGGAGUUCCGAGGGAUAACUGUGGUGGAGCUGAUCAAGAAAGAAGGCAGCACGCUGGGCCUGACCAUCUCAGGUGGCACCGACAAAGAUGGGAAGCCCAGAGUCUCCAACCUGAGACCUGGGGGGCUUGCGGCCAGGAGUGACCUGCUGAAUGUGGGUGACUACAUCCGGUCAGUGAACGGGAUCCAUCUGACCAGGCUUCGCCAUGAUGAGAUCAUCACUCUGCUCAAGAAUGUGGGCGAACGCGUGGUGCUGGAGGUGGAGUAUGAGCUGCCCCCGCCCGUUCCUGAGAACAACCCAGGGAUCAUUUCAAAAACAGUGGACGUCUCCCUCUGCAAGGAGGGCAAUAGCUUUGGCUUUGUCCUCAGAGGAGGUGCCCAUGAAGAUGGCCACAAGUGCCGCCCACUUGUCCUGACCUAUGUGCGGCCCGGGGGCCCCGCUGACAGGGAGGGCUCCUUGAAGGUGGGUGACAGGCUGCUUCGUGUUGAUGGGACCCCGCUGCACGGGGCCAGCCACACUGCUGCCCUGGCCACUUUGCGGCAGUGCAGCCAAGAGGCACUCUUCCAGGUGGAGUACGACGUGGCCAUUCCAGAUACCGUGGCCAAUGCUUCAGGACCCUUGAUAGUAGAAAUAACGAAGACUCCGGGGUCCGCCCUGGGGAUUUCACUCACCACCGGAUCCCACCGGAACAAGCCGGUCAUCACCAUCGAUCGCAUCAAGCCAGCCAGCGUGGUGGACAGGAGUGGGGCCCUGCAUGCUGGAGACCACAUCCUGUCCAUCGAUGGCACCAGCACGGAACACUGCUCAUUGCUUGAGGCCACCAAGCUCCUGGCCAGCGUGUCGGAAAAAGUGCAGCUGGAGAUCCUGCCUGCGCCCCAAAGUCGGCGGCCCCUGAAGCCCUCAGAGGCAGUGAAGGUGCAGAGAAGCGAGCAUCGCUGGGACCCUUGCGUGCCCUCCUGCCACAGCCCCCGGCCGGGCCACUGUAGGACAUCCACCUGGGCCACACCUGCCAGCCAGGACCAGAGCCGAUCCUUAUCCUCAACUCCAUUUUCCUCACCGACCAUGAACCACACCUUUUCCUGCACCAACCCCAGCACCCUUCCCCGAGGAUCCCAGCCCAUGAGCCCCCGGACCACAAUGGGGCGGAGGAGGCAGCGAAGAAGGGAAUACAAGAGCUCAUUGUCCCUGGCCUCCAGCACAGUGGGGCCAGGUGGGCAGAUCGUGCACACGGAGACCACAGAGGUCGUGCUCUGCGGCGACCCCCUCAGCGGCUUUGGCCUCCAGCUCCAGGGCGGCAUCUUCGCGACCGAGACCCUGUCCUCCCCACCCCUCGUGCGCUUCAUUGAACCCGACAGCCCAGCAGAGAGGUGUGGACUGCUGCAGGUUGGGGACCGUGUCCUGUCCAUCAAUGGCAUUGCCACUGAGGAUGGGACGAUGGAGGAAGCCAACCAGCUGCUGAGGGAUGCUGCGCUGGCCCACAAGGUCGUGCUGGAGAUCGAGUUUGAUGUGGCAGAGUCUGUCAUCCCGAGCAGUGGUACGUUCCACGUGAAGCUGCCUAAGAGGCGUGGUGUGGAGCUGGGCAUCACCAUCAGCUCGGCCAGCAGGAAGCGAGGGGAGCCUCUGACCAUCUCUGACAUCAAGAAAGGCAGUGUGGCACACAGGACGGGCACCCUUGAGCCAGGCGACAAGCUGCUGGCCAUCGACAAUAUCCGCCUGGACAACUGCGCUAUGGAGGAUGCUGUGCAGAUCCUGCGGCAGUGUGAGGACCUGGUGAAGCUAAAGAUCCGGAAGGACGAGGACAACUCUGAUGAGCAGGAGACGACAGGUGCCAUCAGCUACACAGUGGAGUUGAAACGCUAUGGGGGCCCCCUGGGCAUCACCAUCUCGGGCACAGAGGAGCCUUUUGACCCCAUUGUCAUCUCGGGCCUCACGAAGCGUGGUUUGGCAGAGAGGACUGGCGCUAUCCAUGUUGGAGACCGUAUCCUGGCCAUCAACAACGUAAGCCUCAAGGGCCGGCCACUGAGUGAGGCCAUCCACCUCUUGCAGGUGGCUGGUGAGACCGUCACACUGAAGAUCAAGAAGCAGCUAGACCGCCCCCUCCCACCCCACACAUCAGGCAGCUUCAGCGAGACCAGUGAUGCAGAUGAGGACCCAUCAGAGGUGCUCAAAGGAGGCCGGCUGGCAGCCCGGUUCUCGCCUGCUAUGCCCAGUGUGGACAGCGCUGUGGAGUCCUGGGACAGCUCGGCCACGGAGGGUGGCUUUGGGGGUCCAGGUUCCUAUACUCCACAGGCAACAACCCGGGGCGUGACCCCCCAGGAGUGGCGGCCCAGCCGACUGAGAAGCAGCCCCCCACGCACUGAGCCCCGGAGGACAAGCUAUACCCCAACCCCUGCUGACGAGAGCUUCCCUGAGGAGGAGGAAGAUGAGGACUGGGAGCCACCAUCUAGCCCGGCCCCUGGCCCCACCCGAGAGGAGGGCUUCUGGAGUGUGUUCGGGGAAGCCCUCGAAGACCUGGAGUCGUGUGGUCAGUCAGAGCUGCUGAGGGAACUGGAGGCAUCCAUCAUGACGGGCACCGUGCAGAGCAUGGCCCUUGAGGGCAGGCCUGGCCACCGGCCCUGGCGGAGGGGCCGGGAGGUACAAGCUUCCCCCGAAGAGAUGCAGGAGCUGCUGCUGCCGACACCCUUGGAGAUGCACAAGGUGACCCUCCACAAGGACCCCAUGAGGAAUGACUUUGGUUUUAGCAUCUCAGACGGCCUCCUGGAGAAGGGUGUCUAUGUCCACACUGUGCGCCCUGAGGGGCCAGCCCAGCGUGGAGGCCUCCAGCCCUUUGACAGGGUCCUCCAGGUCAACCACGUUCGCACGCGGGACUUUGACUGCUGCCUGGCGGUGCCGCUCCUGGCUGAGGCUGGGGACGUCCUUGAGCUGGUCAUCAGUCGCAACCCGCUGGCACAGAGCAGCCCGGCCCCACGAGCACCAGGCCCCAGCAAGCCCCGGAUGCUCUGAAGUCAGCGCAUGGUCCAGACACUCAAGGGGGCAUCCGGGCAGAUCCUGACUUCCAGACCUGUAGCUGGGCUGAAGAAGUAGCCACCCACUCGUCUAUCUGUCCAUCUGGCAGGCUCUGAGCCACGGACAGGACUUUGUCUCUGUUCUCUGGUUCUGUGGUGACUGGGGUGCCAGGCAGUGAGGUCCCUGUCCCAGUUGGAGUCACAUCUAGGUCUUUCUCCAUGUUGGGUCUCCAAGAUAUCCAGAGGUGCCUGGCUCAAUAGGGAUAGGCUCCUUGGCCAGGAGAAGAGGGGUCUAUGGGGAGGCCCAGGUCCCUACAGGGCCUGGGUAGGGUGUCUGGUGCGGGGGAAGUCCAGCUCAGUGUGUAAAACACAUGCUCCCAGCAGAGCUGUGGGGCUGGAAUGUGCUGCCAGGGAGGAGUGAGCUCCUUGUCACAGAAGGUGAGCAAGAGGGAGCUGGAUACCCCAGUGUAGUUGUUAACUGAGGUGAGAGGCAUCCACAUGGGCUCAGAAGGUUAGUUUCCCAACAGUGGGGGUUAGGAUGGGGCUGCGGGGCCACUUCAGCUGGAGAGCUGAUCUCCAGGAAGGAUGCUGCUUGGGGUAGGAGACUGCCUUGUUCCCUUCUCCAGAAGUCUGGUGUUUGGGAUGUGCUGGUUCCUAGAUUCUCUGCAUCCCAGCGUCCCCACUUAGGAUAGUUUGAGCUGGGGCAUCUGGAAUCCAAGAAGCGCCAGCCCUUUCAUAUGAAAGUCAGUGUUUGUUUCAUUUUGGCGUCUCUGGUCCAAAGCUUCUGUGAUUCGAGACUGCAGCUCUGGACCCACUGGGAAGCUCAGUGUCAGGCUUUGGGCUCUUAGCCCCUCCAGCUGCUUUUGUAGGAUGCGUGGCCGCUCACCCAUCUGCAUACACCCCUCUCAGCCCAGGUCCCUCCGUAAGGAGGGAGGCAUUUGGGGACAAAAGACCCAGGGGACUCCAUUCACCUUCCAUUCAAUGAAGAUGGGAAGCCAUGGAAGUAUGAUAUGUAAGCUGAUGCAGCUCCUCUCGUGUCCAACUCAGUGGAGGACAAAGAGGGAGAAGCACAGAGAUGAAGAGAAAAACAGACAGGCAGCAGAGAUAAGCCAGAGAGAGGGGUCGUUCUCUCUCACACCUGUUGGUGACAGUGUCCAAAGUGGUCAUUCAAGGAAGUUUCUUCCCACUUGAAACCUGGAAGCACUAGCAUCUCUUAAAAUCCUUUUCUCAUUUUCCACAGACCAGAAACCCUUUUGAUUUUGCGAAGGGCACAGGGCGUCCACCUGGUGGUCUGGGGUGUGGCCUCUGGGAUGGACCAGGUCUGAGCUUUGCUUUGUCCCUGCCCAUCUCCUAAGCGGGGGUCUCAGGAACACAGGAGGCACCCACUGCCACUGUACCCUCCUCCACCCCUGCAUCCCCUGGGGGCCUUAAAAACACACAUCUACUCAAGAGACCAGAUGGGGAGUCAGGAAGUCUGUUCUUUUUCCACUAGGUUGCUGCUUUGCUGUGUGACCCCCUCUGAGUUUGAUGCUCCCUGCGGACAAUCGGGGGGUAGACAGUCUCCGAGCAGGUUUGGGCCUCCCUGUCCAUUGAGGCUCACUGGGCACCCUACCUGUACUUUCCCUGGGGGCCUGCCUCCCCCCCCAUACACAUACCAUACCCCUGCAUCUUGCUCCUCUGCACCCCCUCUGGAGAGCCCUCCAUGCCCUAGAUGGACUGCUCAGUGCCUCUGCUAUCCUGGAUUCCCACGUAAACAUCUGCCCCAAAGUGAAAGGGCACUGCCCACCCUUCACAGGGGCACCAAGAAAAAGCCAAGAACCCUCAGCUUGGGUCGGGGGGGCAGUGAGGAGCACAGCAGAGACAUGGCCGCCCACAGCCUCAACUGUGUGACCUUAGGGAAGUGGCCCAGCCUCUCUGGGCCUGUGUCAUUUGACAGAGCUGGACAGACCACACUCCCAGGGCCUCUUGGCUUGGUAAAGCUGUGUUGGACUGCAGGCGAGGGAAGAUGCAUCCUGACCCUCACCAAUACGCCCCUCCCUCCCUCGGGCUGAGGCCUCUGCCAUUCCCUUCACCCUACCCGGACAUAUGCAACUAGGCCAGGCAGGUGGAUCUCCUCGCUAUGGCCGGCCUUCUCAUAUGCAAUAUUUCUUCUGGCUUUUCAUGGGGAUUGUUCAUCCCACACUUGUUUCCUGAUACCAGUCCCCCGUGAGCAUCCUGCCUGCCUAUGUAUUUCGGGUACAGCCCUUGCAACACGUCCCUUCCACCCCCUAAAAGCUGUAUUUUUCUCUGGCUGAGAUGAAAGCAUAUUCCUUGUAAAGUAUUUUUCUACAUGGGGUUUCUUAGGGCUCUGGGGAAGCACCACACGCCAAGGGGCUGCAGUGCAAAGGCCAUUUGGGGUCUGUUUGGGCCCUGUGUAAAUCUGUCUGUCCCACAGGGGGCUGCAAGGACUUAGGAGAUGGGGGUGGGGUGCUGCUGGGAUGAUC